UCUGUAUCCUCGAUAUCAGCAUCUGCAUCGCUCUCGCCCUGAGGGUCGGACAGGACGCACUCCUCCUGCAAACCCAUGAAAGUCAGCGUGAAAGACAGAUCUAUGAAAACCUUCUAAUGACCACAGCCUCCAUGCUUUUAUUUUGUAGUCUCUGGAACCUCAUGAAUCAUCGUCCACUAUUUUCAAACCAAACACUCCACGAUGGCGUCGGUCUGCGUGAGAGUUCUCAUCGUGCGUCACUUUUUUAUUCUCACCACUGUUAUUAUGCAUGAAUCAGCCGACACCUUCGACACAUGACUAAUGAGCUCACAGAUCCAGUCAGCUGCUUUCUAUCGACUAACACAAAGACUGAUACACAGACAGAUCUGAACACUGUGAAACUGAUCCAGGUUUUAUUAAGGCAGAGUUCAUGAACUGUUUAUGUUCAUACUAUAUUCAAGAUUUGAGAAGCCCGGCUUCGUUUAACAAAGAACAACAAACAAGAACAAAGAGUUGCAUUACAGUCAUUUAUCGAAAUCUUAAAUCAAUGCAUUAUGCAUACAUUUUGCAUUUACUUUUUAAAAGUUUAAGGAAAUCUUUUCGACAUUUCGACAAUAAUUCUUAUCCCCAACUACGAUAACUAUGAUGCGUUCAUAAACGUGGGAGAAAUGGAAAUUCACCGGAGAUAUAAAGCUGGCUAUGUUUAGGUUGUCUUGUGUCAAUGUUGUCAUUUCCUGUUUUAUUUUGAAAGGUAACUCUCCUCUCAUUUCAUGUAUCCCCGCCCUGAUUGUUUCCACCUGUUCCUCGUCACCCUGUGUAUAUAUUGUCUGCGUCUCUUUUUGUCCUUGUCCUCUGUGCCAGAGAACCAGCUCCUCACCCUCGUCUCGUCAAAGUCCUCGUCUCGUGUCUCAUCAGAGUUUAAAGAAUCUUUGGCAAAAAAAUCUUGUUCCGAACCACCAGGAGAUAGUUUAGCUUAUCUCUGCUGUGCAGUUGGACCCUUUUUAACAUGGAGGUUUAUGGGAACUGCACGGCACUUCUACACUGGCUUCACUUCAAAACCACGGCUGCUUGCUGCUUGAAGUCGUCAUGAGGAACACGAGCUACCAGCAGCAUCCGUGUUCCUGGUAUUAGUCAUGCUUGAAAACAGCUGCCCGCCAAAAUAAAAGCCAUCACAUCAAAUCUUCAGACACCUGCAGUGUUCACACAGGAGCGUUUCCUGACGGCAGAGAGAGAAGAGAAGAUCGUUAAAUCAAUCAUUAAACUCUUAGUCUGAGACUGAAGUUUAAGAUUAAUUAAAAAUGUUUUUGUUUUCAUAAGGUUUGAUGGUUUUCACGUCUGAUGUCCUCGGACGGCUGCUUCAGCCCAACCUGUGACGGCCGGAGGUGUCAGUCAAAGCGUCCACGCUCUUAACCCUGCAUAACUGUAAGCCUUAAUAUAAUGUGAACAGAAGCAGCCAGCAGUCUCGGUGUUGGGGAUGAAGAGGAGUAACAUCAUAACCAUCGCCCUGAGCAGCCUGCCUCCGCCUCGCCUCCUCCCCCCUGCUAUCUACAGCAUGGACAGCAGUGUGCUAGACAGAGAGGAUAUUCAGCAUCUUCAAGCGCUAAUCCCAACAGAAGAGGAGCUUUGUCUGAUCAAGGAGGCCAAGGCCCAGAACCCCAACGCCCCUCUAGCCCCAGCUGAGCUCUGCCUGUUCACUCUCGGAGAAAUCCCACAUCUGAACUCCAGGCUUCAGCUGUGGGCCUUUGCUCUGGACUACGACUCCUUAGAAAGGGAAAUUGCUGAGCCUCUCUUUCAUCUGAAGUUGGCCAUGGAGCAGCUCUCAGCCAGCCAGACCUUUAGAUGUAUUCUAGCAACCGUGUUAGAGAUCGGUAACUUUCUAAAUGGAUGUAAAGCCCGUGGUUUCGAGCUGAGUUACCUGGGGAAGCUGUCUCAGGUGAGGGAUACGCACACUCGGCAGCCCCUGCUGCACCACGUCUGCGUUCUCCUGAUGCAGAUCUACCCACAAUCGUCUGACCUCUACUCCGACAUCACUGCUGUUACUAAAGCUGGCAAGUGCGACUACUCCCUAGUCCAGUCCAACUUCGCCCAGCUAGAAGCCCAGUGCAAAGCGUCGUGGGAGCAGCUGAAGAUUUUGGACAAGUCGGAGGACAAGAGGAAAGGAAAGUCAGAGAAGAGGAGAUGGGGAGGACAAGACGACGUCCCGGAGGGAUCCCUCCGUCACAGGUUGACGAAACUUUUGAAGGAGUGCGAGGAGAGGCUGAAGGUCCUGAGAGCCGUCCAUCGCCGGGUCAUCAACAGGUUCCACUCUUUCCUCUUAUUCCUAGGCUACUCCAAAGCAAUGGUGAGAGACACCAAAGCGGAGGACUUCUGUAGAACCGUCAGUAACUUCUCGUUGGAGUACCGGACCACGAGGCAGGCCAUCCUCCUGCAGAGAGAGAGGGAACAACAGAGAAGUAAAGCCGAGAGCUCAGGUCCGAAUACUCCCGCGGUCAGAAGGAAAUGUCAACAAACGGCAACACAGGAUAAUGAGGAGCAGCGUAGGCUGGAGGAGGUUCUGAGAACGCCCGAGUCCACCUCAAGGCUGGACGGCACGCUGCCUCGAAACCGCAGGAGGACGGCUGACAUUCAAGGUCCUUCAUCACGAAAGCUGAAGUGGUAACCCUGCUGAUACACUUACAAAAGUCGUCAGUCACUGGUGUAUUGGAGCAAAAGUGUUUGCAAUUGUUAUUUAUGACGUCACAUUUUUGAGGUGCUAUGUCGUUAACGAGUAAGAAAACGGACGGGUGCAGUUUUAAUCGUGUGAAGUCAGGAUGCACUAAAAAGUCUGUGUGUGUGCGUUUGUGACAAAACGACAAAAUCAAUGAUAAAAUGUGUAAAAACGAAAUAAAAAAUGAUCAAACUUUAAAAAAGGAAAAACACUGAAGCAACAUUGUGUAUCUGUUCCACAUGAUGCUUUACGACACCAUGUCGCUGGUGAUAUUAAGCCUUAAUAUAAUGUGAACAGGUGAGUUGUAUAUAAAUUCAC
Molecule: messenger RNA, 3004 nt
Organism: Larimichthys crocea (large yellow croaker)
Lineage: Eukaryota; Metazoa; Chordata; Actinopteri; Sciaenidae
Product: FH1/FH2 domain-containing protein 1
Exons: 12
Coding region: 1454-2638 (394 amino acids)
Biological process (GO): cortical actin cytoskeleton organization
Cellular component (GO): cytoskeleton; cytoplasm
Molecular function (GO): actin filament binding
Source: RefSeq, a predicted model, not a curated record